AUGACUUCUUUGGAUAAAUCCAGGCAUGUGGCUUACAUCAAGUCUCUGGACGAUCAGAAGCAGUUUCUUGAGUACUGGCUCAGCGAGCACCUCCGUAUGAACGGGAUAUACUGGGGUGCUUGUGCGCUCUUCCUUAUGAAAGCGGAGCAUGAAUUUGACAAGAAGACUCUGGUGGAGUUUAUUCUCAGCUGCUAUGAUACUACCUACGGAGGCUUUGGAGCGUUCCCUAAACACGAUUCGCAUAUUCUCUCUACAUUGUCCGCAUUACAACUACUAAAGAUGUACGACUCCUUGGACGUCAUUAACGACAAAAAAUCACAAAUACUUGAAUUUAUCAAAGGCCUCCAACUGCCAGAUGGAUCAUUCCAGGGGGACAGGUUUGGCGAAGUCGACACGCGAUUUGUUUAUACUGCCAUCCAAUCGCUGAGCAUUCUCGAAAGUUUAAGUCCCGACAUCGUGGAUCCGGCGGUGGAUUUCAUACUCAGAUGUCAAAAUUUCGAUGGAGGGUUUGGCAUGGUGCCAGGCUCAGAGUCGCAUUCCGCACAAAUAUUCACAUGUUUGGCAACUUUGGCUAUUGCUGGGCAAGUAGACAAAAUUAAAGAUCGGGAGGCUCUUGAAUGGUGGCUUAGUGAACGACAAGUGGAAAACGGAGGCUUGAACGGCCGAUCUGGUUCCCGUUGA
Ogataea angusta is the source of this 681-nucleotide messenger RNA. RefSeq lists its product as uncharacterized. Gene Ontology annotation, biological process: protein geranylgeranylation. Gene Ontology annotation, cellular component: Rab-protein geranylgeranyltransferase complex. Gene Ontology annotation, molecular function: Rab geranylgeranyltransferase activity. The coding region runs from base 1 to 681 and encodes 226 amino acids. The transcript is spliced from 2 exons. The record is from RefSeq and is a predicted model, not a curated record. NCBI's taxonomy places the organism in Eukaryota, Fungi, Ascomycota, Pichiomycetes, Pichiales, Pichiaceae.